Klebsormidium nitens is the source of this 1422-nucleotide messenger RNA. The record is from the annotation of a GenBank genome assembly. NCBI's taxonomy places the organism in Eukaryota, Viridiplantae, Streptophyta, Klebsormidiophyceae, Klebsormidiales, Klebsormidiaceae.
AUGAAAAUCCCGUACAUGGGGCACAACGUCGCCUACACCUCCUUGGAAAGAACCAAAAUCCACCAUCUCUUGCAGAGCACGCCUUCAACGGUUGAACUUGCAGAAAGGCGUUCUGAGUUGCAGAAGUUUUGAAGAAGCAACUCUAGCGCCACCUCCUCUGACGCCAUGGCUUCCUCUGCCUGCCUCAAGUCUGUGUCCACGCAGUUUGCCGUGAAGGGCCUGGAGUUGAGCUCCUCAAAGAAUGGUCUGAGCGGGAAUGCCGUCACUGCACCAGUCACGAGGACUGUUGCGGCCAGGAAGCAGACGGUCUGCAGGGCUGAGGCACAGGCAGACGUGCCGGCUGUCAGCAGGAGAGCAGCAGUCGCUGCCUUCGUUGCCGCCAUCGCCGCAACCAAGGCUACCCCAGCUUUCGCUGCCUAUGGCGAGGCUGCUAAUGUCUUUGGAGCUCCCAAGAAGGACACAAGCUUCGCUGCCUACAAGGGAAGCGGCUUCUCGCUAGAUGUCCCUGCAAAGUGGAACCCUAGCAAGGAGGAGGAGUUCGAGGGCACCGUCUAUCGUGCUGAGGACAACUUCGAUGCCACUAACAACCUGAGCGUGAUCAUUCUGCCCGCGAAGGAGAGCUCCAUUGAGGGUUAUGGAGCUCCUGAGGAGUUCGUCAACAAGUUUUCGUAUCUCUUUGGCAAGUCUGCGUAUUUUGGAAAGACCGACUCUGAGGGAGGUUUCAAGAGCGGCGUUGUCGCAAAGGCCGCUUUCUUGGGCGCCGAAACCCCGAAGGUUGAUGGAAAGACCUACUACAGAAUCGAGGUUCUAACAACUACUGCUGACGGCGAUGAGGGCGGCAAGCAUCAGCUUAUUUCCGCCACUGUAAAUGACGGCAAGCUCUACAUGGUUAAGGCCCAGGCCGGAGACAAGAGGUGGUUCAAGGGUGCCAAGAAGUUCGUCGAGGGCGCCGUCAACUCUUUCAAGGUCGCAUAAGCUAGCGAGUAUCGUCUGCUCAUUGCUCGGCCAGGGGCUCAGCUUGGUGCAUGCAAAUUCAGCAGCCUGCAGGUACGAUUGGCAGCUCGUAGCAGUGCAUUCAGACAGGUCAGGUGAUUGGUCAGGUGAUUCUUACGCCACAGCGCCUCCUCAAGCAGAUACUGAAUUGUCAAUACUUGGAUACCAUAGAAAUUACAAGCACAUUCUUUGGUUGAUAGUAUGUUGCAUCGGAUAAUUCAAUCCUAGGAACUGUCUGGAACGACUGCAAAUACCGAAUAAGCUGGUCUGCAAUCACCACCUUGGUCCAAUUUUCAUCUGCAGACCUGGGUUCUUGACAACGUCAAGGCUUGCAAUUGAAACAGUCAGUGCAUCAGACAUGGCUUCACAAAGAGCCGCCGCUACAUUAAUUGCACACACUGGCAAUCGACGCCUUUAGUCUCUCAGCCC